Silurus meridionalis is the source of this 3144-nucleotide messenger RNA. RefSeq names its product mucolipin TRP cation channel 1a (gene mcoln1a). NCBI's taxonomy places the organism in Eukaryota, Metazoa, Chordata, Actinopteri, Siluriformes, Siluridae. Gene Ontology annotation, cellular component: lysosomal membrane; plasma membrane. Gene Ontology annotation, molecular function: NAADP-sensitive calcium-release channel activity. Bases 367 to 2112 code for a protein of 581 amino acids. The record is from RefSeq and is a predicted model, not a curated record. The transcript has 15 exons.
AAACAUGGCAUGUGUUGAAACGCUUUGAGUCUGUGUGAUAAAAUCCGACCCAUGCAAGCAGAAGUCACCUGAAGAGCGAAAGGAAAAAAAAAGGAGCAGGGCGUCACGCGGUGCGGGUCACAUGACCGGUGUAUGUGCGUGUGGACGCGCGAGCGCGCUCUCUGAGCCGAGAGCCACGGCGCGCGAUACAGCACGGAUAUACGCGCGCGCACACCGAGAAACAACGGCAACUCUAUUUGCAUUAAUAUUAAUAAUAGGAUUGUAUUAAUAUUAUUGUUAUUAUUUGCCUGUUUGCUUUUCCGUUGUUUUAAUGAAUCUGGACCCGGGCUUGCUUUUUAUGACGGAUAUUUCGCACGCGCUGACAACAUGGCCGUGGUUGAACACAAUAUCGUCGUGCGCGACUCUACCGAAAGGGAUCGACUGCUGUCGCCGUUGACUUGCUACGGUUCCCAUGACCGCUGCAUUGACCAUGGCAUUCCCAAGUUGUACCCAUCAUCAGCAGCCUGGGUGACCAGGGACCAGGAAGAGGAAGAGCUGAGGAGGAAGUUAAAAUACUUCUUCAUGAGCCCAUGUGAUAAGUACCAUGCCAAGGGCAGGAAACCAUUUAAACUGGUACUACAGAUGUUAAAGAUCAUCAUAGUGACAGCACAGCUUGUGCUAUUUGGUUUGAGUAACCAGAUGGUGGUAAACUUUAAAGAAGAAAACACAGCGUCCUUUAAACAUCUUUUCCUGAAAGACUACGCCGAUGGUGCAGACGACAUGCUGGCAGUGUACACGCAGAACGACGUCUAUGAUCACAUCUAUUAUGCAAUAGAACAGUACCUGCGCUUGUCGGACACCACCGUGGGACGCUACGCUUAUGUCUUUGGAGUGGGCUUUAAUGGCAGCGCUCUGUCUCUCUGCCAGCAGUAUUAUAAAAAAGGCAGCAUUGACCCAGCUAAUGACACCUUUAAUAUCGACCCACAUGUUGUGACAGCUUGCGUAGGCGUCACCCCACUCGACGUACCUGAUGGCGUAUUGAAAAAUGACUACAAAAACUUUACUCUCAAAUUUCACAAGCUGAUCAACGUUACAAUACAGUUCCAGCUAAAGGCUAUAAAUCUUCAGACCAUCAUAAACAACGAGAUUCCUGACUGUUACACUUUUGUAAUCACGAUCGUCCUGGACAAUAAGGCUCACAGUGGCAAGGUGAAGAUCAGCCUGGAUAAUCAGGUCUCCAUCAAGGAGUGUAGAGACCCCAGUGUGUCUGGCCAUGCGGAAAACUACACCCGGGUGGCCUUCGAUGUCUUUGUGCUGUUGAUUUGUGUCUGCUCUCUGGUGCUCUGCGGGCGCUCUAUUUUCAGAGGAGUCCUCCUUCAGCAUGAGUUUGUACAGUACUUUAAAAUCAAACUGGAACGUACGGUGUCUUGGGGGGACAGGAUGGAGUUCAUCAAUGGCUGGUUUAUUCUGCUGAUCAUAAGUGACCUGUUCACCAUCACCGGCUCCAUCAUAAAGAUCGGAAUUGAGUUCAAGGACAUGGCAUCCUAUGACGUGUGCGGGAUUUUGUUGGGAACGUCAACGCUGCUGGUGUGGGUGGGGGUGAUUCGUUAUUUCAGCUUCUUUCAGAAGUACAAUAUUCUGAUUGUGACAUUGCGUGCAGCGUUCCCCAACGUGAUCCGUUUCAGCUGCUGUGUGGCUGUGAUCUAUCUGGGCUACUGCUUCUGUGGCUGGAUUGUUUUAGGCCCAUACCACGUCAAGUUCCGCUCCAUGUCCAUGGUAUCAGAGUGCCUGUUCUCUCUGAUAAAUGGAGAUGACAUGUUUGUUACCUUCAGUGGCAUGCAGGAGAGCAGCCUACUGGUGUGGAUCUUCAGCCAGUUGUACCUGUACACAUUUAUCUCCUUGUUCAUCUAUAUGGUGCUCUCGCUCUUCAUCGCCCUUAUCACCGGAGCCUACGAGACCAUCAAGCACCAAACUCAGGAGCCGCUUCACAUCACUGAUUUGCAUGCGUUUAUCGCCGAGUGCAAAGACACGCCCAGCUCAGGAAAGUUCCGGGGAAUAGAGACAUCGCCGUGCUCCUUCUUCUGCUGCUGUGACAGGACCACCACCUAUGAAGAUGUUCUGCUGGUGAACUAGUCAUUCAACUACAGCUCUUAUGCCCCCUGCUGGUGACAUUGUGAUGCUGCAUCCAUUGCAAGAUUAGAAACCGGAUUAAUACAGCUGCACCCGAUCCACAUUUUACCUCCACACACUCAUCACACGCUGCAGGAGAGAGGAUUUUCCUCCUGGAUGUGAUGGUGAAAAAAUAUAAGAAUUUUUAAAGCUCAGAAAAAAAAGAGAACUGGGUGAUUGGAAAAAAGCACCAAAAAAAACCUGGUGGUGCAGUGCGCAAGCUUUAUUUAGAAAAAGAGUAAGUUAGGAGGUCAGUGUUUUAUGUGUUGUAUUGAGCAUGAUUUUAUUGUGCUGUUAACUUGGCAGACGUUUCAUAUAUUCCGUGCCAAUGUCUUUGCAUUGUUUUAAACUGUAUCAUUUUGACUAAAAAAAGAACUGCCGUUGCACCAUACUUCACUUUCACUACCCCAGACAUCUCAUCUCAGCACUAAUCACUUCCUCGUUGUUCCUUUUUUAAGAUUUUAGGAUAUGAGAUCUAGCUGUUGUUAAAAACAUUGAGCUGUUUUCUAAUAUUUUAACUUCUCUAUACAUUCCAGCAGUAGCCAGUAAAAUCAAACAUAUGGUUUGGACCACCAGCAUUCAACCAAUCAGGGAUUAAGGAUACAUCUCUACUGGCCUAGUCAUGUCUCCUUUCCAUUGUGAAAGCUCCCUCUUUUGCUCCAAUGUUCAUGCAUUUUUGCCGAGUCAUGUGCUUUGGAGUUAACAAUAAGGGGGUCGUAAUUGGAUUUUGUGUUUCGGUUAUCUCCUGCCAAAUUUGCCUUGUGAGGGUCCUAAACUAGUUGUUUUUGUGCAAUCCAAAAAAAUAAUUGUGGCUAAAAUCUGAGACCAAUCUUUGGCCCUGUUAGUAAAGAAAUGGUUUAGAGCAUUAGUACAAUGUGCAAAUUUGGGAAUAAAAAUCAAUUUUGUUCAAACAUCUUCGAGAAGCUAAACAGGAUGUUCACUCGCUCUGAAGCUGUAGUCGUUAUAUCCUGGAUGAAAUAAAAGGGCUUCGUCUUC